UAGCAUGAAAGAAAUAGAGGGUGCAUUUGAUCUGUUGUUGCUACACGUGGAUGUGAAAUGAGUCAAGCCGAACUUUGAUUGCAACGGAUUUCAUCUACAGUGAGAGCGGUAUGGAGGAUGAGGGCUGAGGGGCGGCGGCUGGGCGGGGUGUCUGGUCUGCUCUGAGGUACGUUUGUGCUGGAAUCCCGUUUUAAGAUCUUUCCGCCCAUCCUUACAUGCUGGGACAUUACUUCUUGUUUUGUGCACUGGGAUAAAGGACAAAGUAACAGCCUUCUCACUAUGGAUUGCCAAGAAAAUGAGUAUUGGGACCAAUGGGGUCACUGUGUCACCUGCCAACAGUGUGGUCCUGGACAGGAGCUUUCCAAGGAUUGUGGUUAUGGAGAAGGUGGAGAUGCAUACUGCACAGCUUGCCCUCCCCGAAGGUACAAAAGCAGCUGGGGCCACCACAGAUGUCAGAGUUGCAUCACUUGUGCUGUCAUCAAUAGGGUCCAGAAGACCAACUGCACAGCCACCUCUAAUGCUAUCUGUGGGGACUGUCUGCCCAGGUUCUACCGAAAGACACGCAUUGGAGGCCUGCAGGACCAAGAGUGCAUCCCGUGCACAAAGCAGACCCCCACCUCUGAGGUUCAGUGUGCCUUCCAGUUGAGUUUAGUGAAGGCAGAUGAACCCACAGUGCCCCCUCAUGAGGCCACACUUGUUGCACUAGUGAGCAGUCUGCUAGUGGUGUUUACCCUGGCCUUCCUGGGGCUCUUCUUCCUCUAUUGCAAGCAGUUCUUCAACAGACAUUGCCAGCAUGUUGCAGGAGGUUCGUUGGAGUUUGAGACUGAUGAGAUAGCAGAGGAGGAAUCUCUCUUCCCCAUGCCACCUGGCCAGGAGACCACUCCUGAGUCCCCAGUGAGUGAAAGCAUCUUUGAAACCCAGCCACUUAACCCCAUCCUGGAUGAUGACUGCAGCUCAACUCGUGGCUUCCCCACCCAGGAGUCCUUUACCAUGCCCUCCUGCGCCUCUGAGAGCCACUCCCACUGGGUCCACAACCCCAUCGAAUGCACAGAGCUGGACCUGCAAAAGUUUUCCUGCUCUGCCUCCAAUACUGGAGCUGAUACCUUGAGAGGGAAUACAGCUGAAAGCUCUGGAGACAAGCUGGAACUCAAUGUGCCUUUUGAAGUUCCCAGCCCUUAACUCUACUGAGUACCCACCUAUGGGUCUGUUCCUUGGGCCACACAGACCUCAUCUGCGUCCUCUGCCUUGUGAUAACCCUGCAGAGGCCUGACGACAACAUCUCCCCUCUGGAAGGUCUUUUGAGCUCCUGACAGCCUGGACUCUCCUCCCCUACCAUAUCAGCAGCAGGGGCCUGGGAUGUGGUAUCCAUGAUAUCCAUGUGGUGGAGGGGGCUUAUCUUACCCCUCCACCAUUUCCUCAAGUCUGACCAGCAGCAUUUAUUGCUUUUCUGUUAUAGCCUAGAGAGCUAAAUUCCCCAGGCAUGGGACUACUGGACAUGUGCUUAACUUGAAUUGAUUACAGAGAAGAGAGGAGGGAAUAACAAUGAAUGGGUUAUGGUUUUCUGGCCUGCGUUUUUGGUCAGGUAGGCCUGAAGGAGGGGCCUCUCAGAACUCUGUUGGCAUCUCUGAGUACUUUAGACACAAAAUGAAACCUUUUCCCUUUUAACUCCUCUUCAUUGCUUUCAUCCUCAAUACACCACACACUCACACACGCACACAUUGGGGAAGGCCCAAUGUCUUGAUUCUCUAACUCAUGUCCUAGACUUAUGUAUCUGUAAUAACUCUUAAGCCAGCACACUUGUCAGGGUCCUCCUCCUCACAAAUAUGUCUCUGCCCCUCUUAAGUAGAGAUUCAAAUCAGUGUUUUGAUUUUUAAAAUGUUCUUUGCUAAAAUUUCUUUUACUUUUCUCUUCUAGUCUUUCCUGUUUUGUCUAGUGCUUAUGCUGGUCUUCUAAAGCCCCAAACAUAGUCUCUA
This is a messenger RNA of Castor canadensis (American beaver), 1973 nucleotides long. NCBI's taxonomy places the organism in Eukaryota, Metazoa, Chordata, Mammalia, Rodentia, Castoridae. The record is from RefSeq and is a predicted model, not a curated record.